Messenger RNA from Fukomys damarensis (Damara mole-rat), 1653 nucleotides. It is a transcript of the gene Lcnl1, whose product is annotated as lipocalin like 1. Gene Ontology annotation, molecular function: small molecule binding. The transcript has 6 exons. The record is from RefSeq and is a predicted model, not a curated record. Bases 652 to 1398 code for a protein of 248 amino acids. NCBI's taxonomy places the organism in Eukaryota, Metazoa, Chordata, Mammalia, Rodentia, Bathyergidae.
CAAGGCAUAGUGUGCAGUGCUCCUCAACCCUGCACAGGGCCCUGACCUCAUCACGCCCCCACCGCCUCAUACUGUGCGUCUCCAAGCUGCAGGGGUGACAUCCAGGCCUGGGCUGGUCUGAAGGUCGGUCAGCAGCUAAGCCCCAAGCCAUGCUGGGGAGCUUUGGCCCUGAUGGGUUGUCAGGGUUCAGGAUUAGUGCUGUCACACUGGGCAGAGGCCUGAGAUGGGGGGGACAAAAGGAACACUUGUUUGGAAAGUGCUGGAGAAUCUACGGCCCCCACUGGGACAGUGACAGAGUGACAGUGGGCUGGCCUGGGCCACCCACACACCUCAGCCCCUUGGCUCCCUCGGGACACAGCCCUGCUCUUACUUGGGCCCUGGAGCCAACACCCUCCCCCAGCUCAGCUCACAGGUGCAGUCGCCUCAGGGUGGCCUCUUGGAAGGGGGCCUGGGCCAUGCCAGGGCUGAGGGGCCCUGGGGGCCAGCAAGGUGGGGUGGGUCAGAGGCUGCCAGGCAGGAAACAGGAGCUGGCAGGGUGAGGGGGAGCUGUGGAGUGCAGCCUGUGCCUCAGGGCAUCUAGGGGACAUAAAGGCCAGGCUGAGGAGGCUGCCCCAGCUCUGCUGCACACCAGUGCCCUGAGGAGCCUCCGCCAUGCUGCUGGCUGUGUGGGUCACUGCCCUCCUUGUCCUGCUCCAGCUGUCCCCAGGCCAGGCCCAGGUGCCCAUCCAGGCCAACUUUGACCCCAGCAAGUUCCAGGGCCUCUGGUAUGUGGUUGGGGCUGUGUCUGACGACCAGGGGUUCCAGGACUCUAAGGAUGACAUGAAGAUGCCUGUGGUCUCGGUGACUUCCCUGGCUAAUGGUGACCUGGCCCUCAAGUUUGGGUACCCCACGCCUGAUGGUGGCUGCCAGAAGAUAGAGACAACCUAUACCAAGGGCGCAGCGGACGGGCAGUUCAGUGACCCAGCCAUGGCCCAGACUGACAUCCGCGUGGCCUCAACUGACUACGACCACUUCGCGCUGAUGUACUUUGAGACACAGAAGGCGGGCGUGCGGAACGUCUGGCUGCAGCUCUUCGGUGCGCCCAUGGGCGGGUCCCCCCCGGGGCUGGGCGCAGGCCUCUCCCUGAGUCCUGGUUGGUCUGAGUGUCACUGCCCUGGAAGGACGGGCCCUUGCCUCCACGUGUCACUAGGGGUCCUGAGAAUCCCGGGUCUGUGGCAGAGGGGUCUGGCCCUGCCCGCUGGGCUCACCUGCCCCCCGCUGCCCCCAGCCCGCACCCCAGAGCCAUUUCCUGAAGGCGCCCAGAAGAUGCAGGAGCUGGUAUCUCAAGUGGGCCUGAAUCCCAGCCAGGGCGCUCUGAUGCCCAAGUCAGAGCAGUGUACCGGCGCCAUGUCCCAGUGAGGGAUCCAGGUCAAGUGCCGGUGGAGGCCCAGCCACCCUGUGUCCUGAGCCCUCUGCAGAAAGCACCCUGUUUCUCUCCCCAGGCCCCCAAACACAAUAAAUGGUCUUGGAAAUUCAGAUAAGGUGUGCUUUUGUGGAAGUGGGCACAGUGGGUGGCAGAGUGGCCUGGGAAAGGUGCCAUGAGAAUGGCUGAGCCCCAAUUCCUAAGGCCCAGGGCCCACCAGAGCUGGGCACCACUGGGCACGGGCUGGACCC